AUGUCUUUGGAUGAGAAGUGCUUAUUAGCCGACAUUGUUAUCGACAACAGUCAGGACUUGAUUCACACCCGACGACAAGUGGAACAAGUGGUCAAAGAGUUGAGUGAUGAACGAAACCAUUCGGUGGUCAAAACGGAAAGCGACUCUUCGGCCAAAUAUGUAUUACCGGGCGAUGAGAUCACAUCCGACCAGACCUUCAUGAGAGGUCACGGCACGUAUCUGUCGACUCUCAACGACGACAAACAACUGAUGGCGUCCAUCGCCGGCGUCGUUGAGCCCAUCAAUCGUCUCAUAUCUGUUCGUCCGCUGAGAACCCGAUAUAACGGAGAGAUCGGAGAUGUGAUCGUCGGUCGCAUUACCGAAGUUCAGAGCAAGAGAUGGAGAGUCGAGACCAACGCACGGCUCGAUUCGGUGCUGCAGUUGUCGGGAGUGAACCUUCCGGGCGGUGAACUCAGGCGUAAGACCGCAGAGGACGAGGUCUUAAUGAGAAAUUAUCUCAAAGAAGGCGACAUUAUUUCGGCUGAAGUGCAGAAUAUCUUCGACGACGGGUCGCUCGGACUUCACACCCGAAGCCUUAAGUACGGAAAGUUAGGUCAAGGGAUACUGAUUCGAGUGUCGCCCUCAUUGGUGGAGCGCCGGAAGAAUCACUUCCAUAAGCUUCCGAUCGGCGCUAAUAUGAUUCUCGGCAACAAUGGCUUCGUUUGGAUCUCUCAAGUGAUAGCAGAGGGCACCGAAUCGGGCGGUCAUGUCAUCGACUUUAGCGACAUUGCGCUCCAGGAAAGAGAGACUAUGGCUAGACUUCGCAACUGUACGCUCGGGUUAGCUAAACAUAAGGUUAUGCUCAACGAUACGAGUGUUUCGUACGCCUAUGAGGUGUCCGUACAGUUGGGAUACCAACCAAAGGAUCUGCUAAUGCCUGAAGUGGUCGCUGUUAUCGCAGAACAAACCAAACUAAGGCUCAAUGAAUUUGAAGGAAUGGAUUUAAAUUGA
Messenger RNA from Medioppia subpectinata, 990 nucleotides. The record is from the annotation of a GenBank genome assembly. NCBI's taxonomy places the organism in Eukaryota, Metazoa, Arthropoda, Arachnida, Sarcoptiformes, Oppiidae.